AUGCACUCCUUCAUUCGUGCAGUAUCUUUCUUGUGUUUGUUUCUUUUCUCUGGCACGAGAGCCUAUGAAAUUCAUGAUUCCUGCGCUCUGCCGACCAAACUCCUCGUAAGGCAGGCUGCGAAUCAGGCAUUUGACAUGGCUCGUCUGGCAUUACAAGAACUCCAAGCCUCGCCACGCGAUCCGGACGUUAACCGCCUGCUUGGACUCCUCUUCGCAAAGAAAGAUGAAGACCCUACCACCAUGGACGUGAGACGUCUGCGGGACAUAUAUGACAACAUCUUACUAGCAGCAGCUGAGGACGAAGCUCGACCACAUCCGACUGAUACUUCGCCAUUGCAAAAUGUGAUGAUUUACUGUAACGAGGAUCGAUUUCAGAAACGUGCAGAUGGGACGUGGGUGGAUACUGGUAUGAAUUCCAUAUACUUGGCUUGGUAUUAUGGCUCAUGUGUGUCCCACAGUCUCGCAGGGAGGGCUGUGUUUGAAAAUCAUCCCUCACAAAUUACGAUCUGUCCAUGGUUGUUUCAGUGGGCGCGCCAAAGGAAGUACAAGAAAUAUGCCGACAUGCAAGGAGGUAUAGCAAAGGCCUGGACCAAGCGUACAUUGCAAGCCACGCUACGGGCUCUUGGACGUGAGGACGGUAUCGACAAAAUGAGACUACUCGACCAGACAAUCUUGCACGAGCUGACGCACACUCUGGUCGGUGGCCGAAGUCUAGAUGUGAAAGUGGCUGGUCUCUUGGGUUCUGAGAAAAGCUACGGAUGGAAGAAUUGUCUGGCGCUUGCCAAGAAUGGUGGAAUGCAUCCAGAAGAUGACAAACUUCCCAGGACUGCUCUAGACAACGCUGACUCAUUAGCCUUAUUCGGACUCGCUGUCAAACUGCUCCGCGAGCAGACCCCGCUGUACGUGUUGGAGAACGGAGGCUUGACAAAUCGGAGACCAUGA
Cercospora beticola is the source of this 942-nucleotide messenger RNA. RefSeq lists its product as uncharacterized. NCBI's taxonomy places the organism in Eukaryota, Fungi, Ascomycota, Dothideomycetes, Mycosphaerellales, Mycosphaerellaceae. Gene Ontology annotation, molecular function: metallopeptidase activity. The record is from RefSeq and is a predicted model, not a curated record.